AUGGUCGAAUUUCUGAAGAAGCGAAUCAGAGGCAAGGUCAUCAAACGAGUCCUCUCGACCAGCUGUGCGAUUUCAUUCUGCCUCUAUGGAUAUGACGCCGGUGUUCUUGGCGGCGUCCAAGAGACGAAACCGUUCCUGGACGCUAUGGGGAAUCCUACAGGCACCUAUGUGAUUCCUAUGAUCGCCUCAGCGUACACCCUUGCUGCGACAGUCUGCUCUCUUGCCGUGACAGUCAUUGGCAUGCCGCUUGGGCGACGCAUGUGCAUUCUUCUGGGAAACCUGCUCGUCGUCAUCGGUGGUAGCCUCCAGGCAUCAGCAUGGUCUGUUCCUCAUAUGAUUGUUGGGCGCAUCUUUUGCGGAUUCGGCAUUGGUUUUAUAUCCUGCUCUAUUCCGACAUACCAAGCUGAGAUGAGCACAAAGAAUACAGAACGUGGACCGGAUGUGGCUGUUACUUGCGUCUUUCUCGUUUCUGGAGCUGCCAUCGCAUACUGGGUUGACUUCGGCUUCACCCGCAUGACCAACCAGAUUUCUUGGCGAGUUCCUAUUGGCUUACAAGUCAUUUUUGCCCUCUGUGCAGGAGGGCUGGUUUUGCUGCUCCCAGAUACACCUCGCUGGUACUACGCGAGAGGUCGAAUCAAUGAAGGCGACGAAACCAUUGGAAGAUUACUUGAUGCCCCUAUUGACGAUCCUCGGGUCCUGGAGAUCAAACACUCUAUCCUCGCAAGUAUCGCCCUUGAAGAAAGCUCUCCUGAGCGCGGCUUCCAGAUCACGGAUCUUUUAUGGGACCGCAGCGACUUGCGAGUUGGUCGGAGAAUCCGCAUCUCGUUCCUAAUUCUGGCCAUUCAACAAAUGAUGGGUAUCAAUCUAUCAGUGUACUACAGUACGGUGAUUUUCCGCCAAGUUGGCCUCUCGCAGUUCAUGGCCCAGCUUUUGGCUGCUUUGAUGAACACCCUCUUUGCUGCUGGCACGAUUCCGCUUGUCUACACGAUAGAGAAGUUUGGCCGCCGCAACAUUAUGAUGUAUUCAGCCGUCGUCCUCACGAUGUGCAUGGUCGUUUUUGUGGCUAUGAUUGGACUUCCAAAUCCCACCGGUGCGACUCAAUGGACAGCAGUUGGCGCCAUAUUCAUUUACAAUACAGUAUUUGGAUAUGGGUGGAUCGGCGUGUGCUGGCUUUACGGACCAGAGAUUGCACCUCUUAAACUGCGUCAUGCUGGGGCUGCGGCUGGUGCUUUCGGCGAGUGGCUUUUCUCUUUCAUAACCGUGUUUGCUGGCGGCAUCGCCCUCCAGAAUGUCGGUUGGAAGAUCUGGAUCUGGAUGGCUCUUUCUUGCUUCUUGGCCAUUUUCUUUGUGUACUUCAUGUGUCCCGAGACGUCCGGCAAAUCAUUGGAGGAGAUCGACUUGCUCUUUGCGAAGGACGACGUCAAGCAAAGUCUCCUGGCCCGCCAAGUCUUGUCACAGAGAAAACCGGACGAGAAGGGUACGGAGUCACCGAUCUGUAUAGAGUCUGCCUAA
Molecule: messenger RNA, 1512 nt
Organism: Verticillium nonalfalfae
Lineage: Eukaryota; Fungi; Ascomycota; Sordariomycetes; Glomerellales; Plectosphaerellaceae
Exons: 9
Coding region: 1-1512 (503 amino acids)
Biological process (GO): carbohydrate transport; transmembrane transport
Cellular component (GO): membrane
Molecular function (GO): carbohydrate:proton symporter activity
Source: RefSeq, a predicted model, not a curated record